Messenger RNA from Nicotiana tabacum (common tobacco), 1884 nucleotides. Lineage: Eukaryota; Viridiplantae; Streptophyta; Magnoliopsida; Solanales; Solanaceae. The record is from RefSeq and is a predicted model, not a curated record.
AUGGCAGGAGAAUGUAGAGGAGAAAAAGUUGUUCAAAGGGUAUUACUUCCAACAUCAUUCAUUGGGGGUCCUAGGGAUAUGCGGCGACACUACAUGGAUGCUAUGACUCUGGUUCAAUAUUUUGGAAGACCAGAUAUAUUUAUUACGAUGACAUGUAACACUGAAUGGGUAGAGAUUCAAGAAGAGUUGUGCGAAGGUCAACUCCCUCAAGAUAGACCAGAUUUAGUGACUAGAGUUUUUAGAGCAAAGUUGCAAGACCUUAAAGACCAAAUUUUCAAUAAAGAAAUAUUUGGCCCUAUUGCAGCACAUGUUUUUGUCAUUGAAUUCCAAAAGAGAGGCUUACCUCAUAUACACCUUUUGGUCAUACUUAAAGAAGGUCACAAGAUAACAACACCAGACCAGUAUGAUAGAUUUAUUUAUGCAGAAUUGCCUGACAAGGACAAACAGCCGCACCUGAAUGAAUUAGUUAUAAGGCCUAUGAUGCAUGGACCUUGCGGUGAAAAUCGGCGCACAAGCCCAUGCAUGAAGGAUGAUCAAUGUAAAUUCCAUUAUCCACGACCAUUCAGUAACAAAUCAAUACAAGGAAAAGAUGGAUAUCCUAUUUAUAGGAGAAGAAAUGAUGGAAAAACAGUAAAUGUUCGUGGAAUGAAUAUGAAUAACCAAUGGGUUGUGCCUUAUAAUCCAUAUUUGUUGAUGAGACAUAAUUGCAAUAUCAAUGUAGAAGUUUGCUCAGGAGUAAAAGGAAUAAAAUAUCUCUACAAAUAUAUAUAUAAAGGGCAUGAUGGGUGUGCAGUUUAUAUUGAGUCGGAUGAUGGCGAAAAAAUAGUUGAUGAAAUUAGAAAUUUCCAAGAUGCACGAUGGGUCUCUCUGCCAGAAGCACUAUGGAGAAUUUAUGAAUUUAAUCUAAGUGAAAUGCAACCUCCGGUUAUUAAACUUCAACUACAUCUACCCGUCAAUCAAGCAAUGUACUAUUGGAAGAAGCAAAAUCUCAGAAAUGUGAUGGCCUCAGACACUGUAAAGCAUACUAUGCUCACCGAGUAUUUCAGGAUGUGCUCAAUAGACGAUGAUGCACGAAAUUAUCUUUACAGAGAAUUUCUAGAGCAUUAUGUUUGGAAUCCGCAGCCUAAAAUUUGGACAAAAAGAAAAACACGAUCUGUGAUUGGUCGGAUUGCUAUUGCUAAUCCCCGAGAAGGUGAAAGAUAUUACGAGAGAUUAUUACUGAACCACGUUAGAGGUCCAUUUUCAUUUGAAGAUUUGCUAACUGUUAAUGGAAAAAAAUGUGAAACAUUCAAAGAAGCUGCCAAACAAGGAGGAUUAUUAGAAUCAGAUAAUAGCAUUUCUGAAUGUUUACGCGAGGCUGUCUUUUUCAAAAUGCCAUCAGCUCUUCGAAGUUUAUUUGCAACAAUUUUAGUUCAUUGCAAUCCAACGGAUAUUAGAAAUCUAUGGGAAACAUACUACGAUGAUAUAUGGACCUGUGGAACUGGAAAAACAUUCUUAUAUUGUGCAUUACUAACAAAUGUUAGAUCAAGAGGUAUGAUAGCUUUGGCAACUGCAACCAGUGGUGUAGCAGUUGCAAUAUUACCAGGAGGUCGUACAACUCACUCUAGAUAUGGCAUACCUCUUCAAACAAAUGAUACAACUAUAACAAAAAUGUCAAAACAAAGUGCUGCUACUAAGCUAAUAGGACAAGCAAAAUUAAUAAUAUGGGAUAAAGCACCCAUGACAAAGCGUCAAACAAUUGAAACAGUUGACAGGAGCUUUCGAGAUAUAAUGGAUGUCAAUGUACCUUUUGGUGGAAAAGUAAUGGUCUUUGGAGGCGAUUUUCGACAAGUAUUGCAGUUGUUCCAAAAUCUACAAGAACAGAGAUGGUUAACGCAAGUUUAG